AUGACCAAUGCAUUUUCUACUCAAAAUGUUAUUGGGGAAGGAGGGUUUGGGUGUGUUUACAAAGGUUGGCUGCCAGAUGGAAAAAUAGUUGCAGUAAAGAAGCUUAAGGCUGGUAGUGGACAGGGAGAAAGGGAAUUCAAGGCUGAAGUGGAGAUCAUCAGCCAUGUUCAUCAUCGACAUUUGGUGGCAUUAGUUGGUUAUUGCAUAUGUGAGCAGCAAAGAAUUCUUAUCUAUGAGUAUGUUUUCUUCAAAGAUCAUCACUUGCAUGAAAGUGGAAUGCCAGUGUUAGAUUGGGCCAAGAGGCUAGAGAUUGCAAUAGGUGCUGCAAAGGGCUUAGCAUAUCUGCAUGAGGAUUGCAGCCAAAAGAUUAUUCACAGAAAUAUAAAGUCCGCAAACAUACUUUUGGAUAAUGCUUAUGAGGCACAGGUUGCUAACUUUGGACUUGCGAGGUUAGCUGAUGCUGCCAAUACCUAUGUAUCAACUAGGGUCAUGGGAACCUUUGGUUGCAGUGUUCAGAUGCUCAGGUUUUUUGGAAUAGGUUACGACUCUCCCACUUUUGCCACUGCAAUGCACUGA
Messenger RNA from Glycine soja, 576 nucleotides. RefSeq names its product proline-rich receptor-like protein kinase PERK12. Gene Ontology annotation, molecular function: ATP binding; protein kinase activity. Lineage: Eukaryota; Viridiplantae; Streptophyta; Magnoliopsida; Fabales; Fabaceae. Gene Ontology annotation, biological process: protein phosphorylation. The record is from RefSeq and is a predicted model, not a curated record. The transcript is spliced from 6 exons. Bases 1 to 576 code for a protein of 191 amino acids.